Erpetoichthys calabaricus (reedfish) is the source of this 1027-nucleotide messenger RNA. RefSeq lists its product as uncharacterized. NCBI's taxonomy places the organism in Eukaryota, Metazoa, Chordata, Cladistia, Polypteriformes, Polypteridae. The transcript is spliced from 9 exons. The record is from RefSeq and is a predicted model, not a curated record. The coding region runs from base 106 to 444 and encodes 112 amino acids.
CGUCAAUACAAAUGUCUAGUAAAGGUGGCCAAGGUCCUUUUGAGCAUAACUCUAAACAUUUUGCUUGUGGUUUGGCUAAAGGAAGGAAAAGGUAAACCCGCAGAGAUGGUCAUGGUUGCCUUCUUAUUCAUUCUGUUGUGGGUUGAUUUACAAGUAUUAGCUGAUAAGUCAGGUGAAUUUCACAUAACCCUUUAUGUGUUUGGAAGCACAGCCUUAAUUGUGGUGAAUUCCGUUGCACUCAUAAUAGAGAUGGUGAUUCUAGGAAACACAGGCUACCGUCUAGUGGGAGAUCUAGUGCUGAUCAUUUUACCUUUUGAAUCUGUUUUCCUGAUGUGCUGGUAUUUUUUACUUCUUUAUAGAAAACGAUCGAAGAAGAAACAGAGGAAUAAUAACUUAAAUAGUCAGAAUGCUGCUGAACCUCUGCAAAUGGAGACACUCACAUGAGAAAAGUAAAUAUUCAGAGAAUAAUUCUGUCUAAUUGAAGGUCAGCCAAAUAAAGACAGGAGAAAUCUGCUUGUGCCUUGAUGGAUGCUUUAUACUUUGUAUUGUUGGCCGUAUGUGAAAUAAUAAUGCAUUGUAGUGAAAUGCACAGUACUUUUUCAUUUGUAGUUGAAGAUGACUUGCUUUUCCAGAGAGUUUCAUUUUUUUUUUUUGCAGUUUCACUAUAAUGUAAAGUGGACUAGUGAAUCUGCCAUCAGAAAAGAGUCUUGUACUGCCAAGUAAUCUUUGUAAGUUAUUAGAAGUUCUAUGAGGAGCAUUCAAUAAUUUAUCUACCUCGUAGGAAAGAAAAGAGUUUUCAAAAAAUGUUUCUUUUAUUUUUUAAUAUUGUCCCCUGAUAGCUCCAUGCACUUCAUCCACUUUUCCAGCAAUGACUUAACCCCUUUGAAAAAAAAAUCUUCUGUUUGACCUUCAAACCAGGACGUUACAGCUGCCUUGACAUUGUCAUCACUUAAAAACCGCUGUCCACAGAGAGAUUUCUUCAAAACUCAGAACAGGAAAUAAUCUGAGGCAGCCAGGUCAGGACUGA